UCAAUCACAAAUCAGAAGAACUGUACUCCCCCCCCACACACCUCCCUCCCCCGCGUGGACACACACACACGCCCGCGCGCAUGCUUCUCCUUGUGUCUCCAUAGACUAGGUGGAUGAUCCCUGGCGUUAGCGGGUGGAGGCCGCCGCUUGAGCCAGCGGAAGGGUAAAUCGGCGUCCCGGCUGCUGUUCGUUGUGGUCAACGUGGAUUGUGGAGCUUUCGCGAGGUGCCGCCAGCGGAGAGAUCUGCGCUUGUGCGGCGGCAAUAGCAGCAAGCGAGGAAGCAAUAGCGGCAGUCGCUUCUUUUUCGCUUUACUUUGACUGCCCGCAGAAGCGACAUCAUGCCGAAGAGAAAGUCUCCAGAGGGUGCUGAAGGCAAGGAUGCUGCAAAACUAACAAAACAAGAGCCAACAAGACGAUCUGCAAGAUUGUCAGCUAAACCAGCUCCACCAAAACCUGAGCCAAAGCCAAGGAAAACCACUAAGAAGGAACCUGGAACAAAGGCUAACAGAGGUGCUAAGGGGAAGAAGGAUGAAAAGCAGGAAGCUGCAAAGGAAGGUACUACACCAUCUGAAAAUGGUGACAAUAAAGCUGAAGAGAUUCGCAUCUCUCGCUCCACUGUUAGUGUUUCAACAUCCAGAGGUGCCCCACCCAGCACACUGUCAGUAAAAGGGCAGAUUGAAACAGUGAAAGUUAAGGGUACAGAGAACUGAAUCGAUAGAUGACAAGUGUGCCUGAACUGACAUGAACGUUUGAGGGUGAUUUUAUGUACCUCUAGACAACUUUUAAAAAAUAUUUUUAUCAAGUAUUUUGUAAAUGCUAAUUUUUUUAGGACUUAAAAUAAGUUGACAAACUGUAUAUGAACAUUUCUUCCUUCCAUACCCAUGCUUCUAGAAAUUCCCAAUGUUGCCAAGUUUUAAAAAAGUAUCAACUUAACAUUGGAAAAAAAGUGUUUGUAAGAUUGGACCAGCAUUCCAUAUACUUGCUUUUCAGAAAUGUAAGUCUCAUGCAUAUGGUGAAGUUUUUACCGUGGGUGUUUGGAUUUUCUUGCAGUUUUUUCUAGAGCAAUAAUCCGUGGUGCUUUUGUACUUAAGGUUUCUGCGAUUUUAAUGAAACAUGUAUAGAUAUGGCCACCUGCCAACUAUUUUGGGUUCUUUUGAUUUGUUUAAAAUUACAAAAUCCUUUUCAGCAAGUAUAAUUUCCCAAUAUUUUCACUAAAUCUAACAAAUGCCUUAUAAAUACAUAGCUCUGGUUGGGAGGAUACUAAGCACACUUAUUUAGUAAAUAUGUUCCAUAGAUUUCAGGACCAGAGUUCGAGCCCAGGGAAGGCAGUGAAACUUGCACCAUAAUCCUAAACACACUUACUUGGUAGUAAGGGUCAUGGUUAAGAACCAGAGAAUUAAAAUACAAAAUAUUCCAAGUAAGUGGGUUUUAGGUAAAAUCAAAGCACUUCAUGAUCUCUGUGGAGCACUCGUGAUAUGUGCUAAAUAAUAUGUUUAAAAAUUCACAUAUUCAUACCUGCACAACUUGUGUCACAUUGUGCCAUAAGUAGCCCACCAGUCAUACUUUGCACUGUGCCAGGUAUUCAGAAAACCUAUCCCCAUUUUUGCGGUCUUCUACUCGAAACCAGAGAGCUUAUUGAAUCCUCAUAGGCUACCAUGGCUGGGUGGGUCACGUGUAGUCCAUGGUCUGACAUUUUAGCAAAAGGUCUAAAAUGUCCAGGGUCUAAUACUAAGAGAUUUUUUUCAGCAUUUUUUUUUUUGCUGCUCCAACAUAAAUAGACUUUAUGGUACUAUGACAGCAGAAACUGAGCUAGAAAACUUAAUUUCUGUCUUGGUUAAGAGACACAGCUCUGAUUUCACAUCUUCUCUUAACCAUACCCCAGCUUUGAGUAAACAUCAAGGACUCUGAAACUGUAAUUUCUGUCUGCUCCAAUUUUAAUCUAAAUUUGGCAAUUUCACUUUUUUUGUUAAAGGAGUGGAGGUUAAUGUAUCAAAAUGGAGAUUAAACAGCACCAUGUGGUAGUUGGUAGAGAUUAUGAAGCUGACAUAUUUUAAGAGGUCUGUGGUUGUAAUGGUGUUGUUAAAUUAGUGAAAUGAUUCCUAGUAGUCAUGUUAACACUUCUUUGGCCCAUUAAAAGCACUUGGUCAUUUUUCCUCUCUAUUUUUAUCCCUUUUGCCUGGAACUUGAAUAUUUCUAUUGUUUGUGGAGUGGGAGGGGAAAUAUUUCUUGUAUUUUAAUAACAUUUAUUUUUAUUGCUGCACUGGUGGCCAUAAUGUCUAGGAAUAUAUGCAUGUUUCCCUCAAUAAAUGAAGUAAUUAUCACCUAA
Rhineura floridana is the source of this 2326-nucleotide messenger RNA. RefSeq names its product high mobility group nucleosomal binding domain 3 (gene HMGN3). The record is from RefSeq and is a predicted model, not a curated record. The coding region runs from base 339 to 710 and encodes 123 amino acids. Gene Ontology annotation, cellular component: nucleus; chromatin. Lineage: Eukaryota; Metazoa; Chordata; Lepidosauria; Squamata; Rhineuridae. Gene Ontology annotation, biological process: chromatin organization. The transcript has 7 exons. Gene Ontology annotation, molecular function: nucleosomal DNA binding.